UCGAGUCUCUAACUGGCCGCACUUCUAACAAGUCGGCUCACUCGCCCACUCGCAUCUUUUUAAUUGGCUCGCGUCUGCCAGGUGGCUUGAAGGGAACAGGAAAAACUUGGGUCAACUUCUGGUGGUCCGUGUAGAGUCCUGGAGAGGGACCGGAACCUCGAGCAGGAUCAGGACCGGGGUCCAAUGGGGACGUCGUAGCAGCGGGAGCGAGUGAGUUAUGGAAAUGAGGCAUCGGUGACAUUUUAGGGGAACACACGAAUGAAUUGGAAGCUUCUCCUUUUUUUUGUCUCGCGUGGGAAUUUGAUCAUCUUCCCGUCUCGUUCGCGUCGGCGCUGCCGUGUCUGCGGAAUAAUGGGCUGCACGGUGAGUGCCGAGGACAAGGCGGCCGCUGAGAGGUCUAAAAUGAUCGACAAGAACCUGCGAGAAGAUGGAGAGAAGGCGGCCAGAGAAGUCAAACUGCUCCUUCUAGGUGCUGGGGAGUCUGGGAAAAGUACCAUCGUAAAGCAGAUGAAGAUCAUCCACGAGGACGGCUACUCGGAAGACGAGUGUAAGCAGUAUUGCGCUGUGGUUUACAGUAACACCAUUCAGUCCAUCAUGGCCAUCGUUAAAGCCAUGGUCAGCCUCAACAUUGACUACAGCAGCUCUGGCAGGCUGGACGACGCCCAGCAGCUCUUUGCUUUGUCCGCCGCUGCUGAGGAGCAAGGCAUCUUUCCUGACGACUUGGCCAACGUGAUCAAGCGAUUGUGGGCCGACGGCGGCAUCCAGAGCUGCUUUGCUCGCUCGCGAGAAUACCAGCUCAACGACUCGGCGGCAUAUUACCUGAACGACUUGGAGAGGAUCACCACAGCAGAUUACAUUCCCACACAGCAGGAUGUGUUGCGCACUCGUGUCAAAACUACUGGAAUUGUAGAAACUCACUUCACCUUCAAGGAGCUGCACUUCAAGAUGUUUGAUGUUGGAGGUCAGCGUUCCGAGAGGAAGAAGUGGAUUCACUGUUUCGAGGGAGUCACUGCCAUUAUCUUCUGCGUUGCGUUGAGUGCGUACGACCUAGUGCUGGCUGAGGAUGAGGAAAUGAAUCGCAUGCAUGAAAGCAUGAAGCUGUUUGACUCCAUCUGCAACAACAAGUGGUUCACCGAGACCUCCAUCAUCCUCUUCCUAAACAAAAAGGACCUCUUUGAGGACAAGAUUACGAGUAGCCCCCUCUCUAUCUGCUUCCCAGAGUACACAGGCGCCAACAAGUUUGAGGAGGCGGCGAGCUACAUUCAGAGCAAGUUUGAGGAGCUGAACAAGAAGAAGGACACCAAGGAGAUCUACACACACUUCACGUGUGCCACAGACACCAAAAACGUGCAGUUUGUCUUCGAUGCCGUCACAGACGUCAUCAUCAAAAACAACCUGAAAGACUGCGGCCUCUUCUGAAGAUGCAGCAUGAAGAUGAUGAUUAUGAUGAUGAUUUUCAUCAUAGAAACCGUUCAAGAUUACUGGAAAGACAAACGUUUGAACAUUUUUUGUCUGAACUUUGACCUGGAAUACUUUGUCACACAAACACACACACACGCACGCACACACCCCUUUAAUAAACAUUUUAGCUCAUUCCAUAAUGUUUAUUCAACAAAAGAAAAACAAUAAAAAAAACUUGUCAUCCA
Nerophis lumbriciformis (worm pipefish) is the source of this 1646-nucleotide messenger RNA. Its product is annotated as guanine nucleotide-binding protein G(i) subunit alpha-2-like. The record is from RefSeq and is a predicted model, not a curated record. Gene Ontology annotation, cellular component: cytoplasm; heterotrimeric G-protein complex. Gene Ontology annotation, biological process: G protein-coupled adenosine receptor signaling pathway; gamma-aminobutyric acid signaling pathway; adenylate cyclase-inhibiting G protein-coupled receptor signaling pathway. NCBI's taxonomy places the organism in Eukaryota, Metazoa, Chordata, Actinopteri, Syngnathiformes, Syngnathidae. Gene Ontology annotation, molecular function: G-protein beta/gamma-subunit complex binding; G protein-coupled receptor binding; GTPase activity.